UGCGCGGUCGUCGCGUCGGUUUCGCGUUUAUGCUUGUCGCCGUUUUGUCGUCGUCGUCGUCGUCGUCGUCAUCGCCGUGGUCGUCAGUUAGCUAGUUGCAACUGUAACGUAACAGUCGCUAUGUAUCGUCGUCGUCGCCUGGCAGCAGCUAGUUUCAUCUUCGAAGUGGGCAAACAACAGCAACAACAACAAACUAAAUUGUUUAACAACAACAGCAACUAAAGACAAAUUGAAAGCCAAGCUUAGUUGCUUUACUUUGACAACAGUUUCAUAUAAAAUAAACAGUUAACAGCCCAUUUAAUUUUAAUUAUUGUACUUAGCUUAAUAAUCCGCAAGUAUUGUUCGCAAUCCUGGAUUAUUUGCUAAAAACUUUGCGCACGCUGAAAUCCAAUUCGAUUAUGGCCGAGAAUCAAAGUGCUGCCAACGAAGAUUCUGGUCAGCAACAACAGCAACAACAACAACAACAGCAGCAGCAGCAUCAACAACAACUGCCAGCAACAGCAGCAACUGUAAGCAGCAGCAGCACUCACGCUAGUGGCAGCAAUUCGGCCGCUUCAUCACCCGAAAACUCGCAAGAAUCACGCAGCAUUGUAGCAGCAGCAACAACAGCAGCAUCAGCAGCAGCAACAACCGCAACCACAGGCCUGGCAGCAGCAGCAGCAACCAUUGCAAGCACACGCCGGCAACAGCUACGCAUUAGCAGCAGCGGCGGCAACAGCAACAACAUGUUCGAUCGUCAUUUGAAUGCCAAGUUCAAGCCCGGCAGUGGCGCCACAGUGCCUGGCAACACGCCCGUGCCCCGUCGCAAUUCCAUACAAACGCCCGCGCGCAGCGUUGUCAACAACAGCAGCAGCGGCGGCGGCAGCAACAACAAGAAGCCGCCAUUGACUAAGGUCAACUCGCUGGGCGGCAGCAAUGCGCAUCACAAUCAUCAUCAUCAGCAGCAGCAGCAGCAGCAACAUCAUCAUUUGCAUCAUAGCAACAACAUACAGCGCACCACAAGCGAAAGUUUGCGCUUGCAUGCGCUGAACAGCGGCGUGACUGCCGCUCUGACUGAGGCCAUAACGUCGGUGGUGACGCGCAGCAACAGCAGCAAUAGCAGCGUGCGGCAGCAGCACAACAUUAGGCGCCCAAAACCACCAGCAGCAGCAACAGCAGGCAGCAACAAUAGCAACACCAGCAACACUACUAGCAAGGCAAGCUCGCCGAAUAAUAAUGGAGCAGCUGCCACAGCGCGUGGCAUGUCGGAGCAGCCGCCAGCACAUCAACAUCAACAUCAGCAUCAUCAUCAUCAUCACCAUCAUCAUCACCAGCACACUAGCCACAGUGUGGGGCAUGCAGCAACAACUGGCACAGCAACAGCUGCUGCUGCUGCUGCUGCUGGUGCUGGUGCUGGUGGUGCAACAAGCACAGCAACUGCUGCUGCUGCCUCCACUGGUGGUGGCGGUGGCGGUGGCAAUCGCAAACCAAAGACAACUUCCUCAUUUCAAAUCACCUCGGUUACAGUGGGGCACGCCAAGCUGCAUAACGCUGGCGGCGACACUGGCGACGAGUCUGCCGACGAUAUUGAUGAAUCUCAUACCGAUGACAACAGUCGCAUUACCGAUCUAGAGAACGAGACGCCUUCCAUGUCCGAGGACACGUACUCCAAAGAGGAAGUAUACUAUGCCAACAAUGCAUUGAGCACCACAGCGCCCGUCAUCCCGACCAGCUCGCAAUACGGACUGGUUGUGGUCGAUCCCAUAAAUCCCGCCACGCUCGGCUUGGGCCAGACCAUACAGAAUGUGCAGGUGAAUGUCUCGGACAACAUAAUCAAUGUGGUGAGUGCAGCGGUCACGCCUGGUGGCAGCAAAAAGAAGCAGGAGGAGCUGAAGGAGACGCAACAUCGCAGCGAGCGCUUCAAGGUGGUCAAGAUUGAAUCGACGGAGCCGUUCAAGCGCGGCCGCUGGAUGUGCAUGGAUUACUUGGAUCACUCCAGUGUGGGUGCGGCCAAUAAUAACGAAAAGACUGGCAAUGCUGAGACAGCUGGAGGCGCCACCAACCAAGAAGGUGAAGCUGCGCCCAAGACUACGCAGAGCAUGAUACUGCCGCCCAGCAUGUUGCAUGAGCCGCAGCAGCUGGAGCUGGUUGCUGCCUCCACAGAUGCCAAUUGGAACUUUACGGAGCAGCAGCAGCAGCAGCAACAACAGGCGCAGCAGCAGCUACAAGCAACAGUUGCCGAUGUGCAGCCCAGCGGCGUAAUGACAGCGCCAGCAACUGUUGUGCAUGGCAUGCAACAAUUUGUGGCAGCAGCACAUAGCGAGCAGCAGCAGCAGCUCUAUGACAGCGUCAAUGCCAAUGCUGCUGCGGCUGCUGCUGCUGUCACGCCCAACACCAACACCGAUGGCAAUACGCCACAUGGCCAGACAUUGCCAAUGGAUUAUGCCACAGCAGCAGCGCAGCAGCUGCAACAGUCGCUGCAGCAGCUGAAGCAGCAAGAGCAAGCUGUUGCUGCCUCGCUGGAUGUGGCAGGCAAUGCUGCAACAGCAACAUUUAUGCCCGCAGCACAGUUUCAAAACGGCGCCGACAACAACAGCAGCAACAACAACAAUAACGCUGGAGUGACCGCAGCAGCAGCCGCCGCAGCAGCUGCUAGUCAGCCACAAGGACAAACAUUGCCGGUGCUAGCGCACAUGCUAAGCUAUGAGCCUGCUGCAGGUGUAGCAGCAGCCACUGUGGCAGCAGCAACAGCAGCAGGCGCGUUGCCUGCGCUGCAGCUACAAAGCGCACCAGCAACCAUGGCUGAUGUGCAGCAGCAGUUGCUGCUGGACGAACAACUGUCAACAAUAAACGCGAGUGUUAGUGCCAAUAAUAGUAACAUUAAUUUAACAAAUGCAAAUAUUGCAACAACUGCAGCAGCAGCAACAACAGCUGCAACAGCAGCAGCAACAACUGCUGAGGGAACGACAACAGCGCUUACUUUGAGCGACGAAACGACAGCAACAACAGCUGCUGCUACAACAGCAACAUCUUCAACAACAACACAGCAGCAAAUUCAACAGCUACAGCAGCAACCAAAUGCAGAUACGGAGACUGAAAGUGCAUCUGGAACUAGUGCAGUUGCGAUUGAUAACAAAAUCGAACAGGCAAUGGAUCUGGUCAAAUCACAUCUCAUGAUCGCAGUACGCGAGGAGGUGGAAGUGUUAAAAGAGCGCAUCUCCGAGCUUAUGGACAAGAUCUCCAAUCUGGAGCUAGAGAACAACAUACUCAAGUCCAACAUGACGCCAGAGACACUGCAGCAGCUGCAGAUUCAAUUACAAAUUGCUGGCAGCCAGCAACCAGCAGCUGUGGCCGCGCCACCAGCAACACCAGCUAUCCAAGCAGCACCAACAUCAGCAGCAGCAGCAGUAACAACUGCAACAGCAACGGCAGCAACCAGUCCAGCAGCAGCAGCGCCAGCCACAAUCUUAGCCAACGGCAGCGCUGAGAACGGCAGCGUUGUUGUCGAUGCAGCAGUUGCUGCCGUCACAGUUGCUGAUGCCACAGCGGCGGCGGCGGCAGCGACCAACGGCGGCAGCGUCGCUAACAGCGGCAAUGUGCCAACAACAGCAGCUGUUAGCACAAACGGACCCAUGUCCUAAGCACACUGUUAGUUUGGUUAGUUUUGUUUAAUUUAGAGGAAAGGAAAAUUAAUUGCAAAGUCGCCCCCGCAUCGUGGGCACUGGAUUGUCGAAAUAAUGAGAGAAAAUUAAUUGUCUACUAAACUUAGUUCUACAAUUUUGUUGUGCGCUGCGCAAUGGAACGAGAGACAGAGUGAGACGGCAGCCAUAAAAACAGCAACAGCUAACAGCAGCAGCAGCAGCAACAACAACAACCAAAAGUAUUAUGAAAAGCUCAAUGCAAAGCAAGUACAACAAAUGAAAUGAGAGCGCGCUCGCUGCUGUUGAGCUGCUGUUGAGCUGCUGUUGUUUUUAGUUUGGUAAAAUC
Molecule: messenger RNA, 3966 nt
Organism: Drosophila busckii
Lineage: Eukaryota; Metazoa; Arthropoda; Insecta; Diptera; Drosophilidae
Gene: bun
Product: protein bunched, class 2/F/G isoform
Biological process (GO): regulation of transcription by RNA polymerase II
Source: RefSeq, a predicted model, not a curated record